AUGUCUGCCGGAAAGAUCCUGUUUCUUCACGGCUAUACCCAGUCCGGUCCCGUCUUUGCCAAACGCAGCGCGGGUCUCCGAAAAGCUCUCGGAAAGCUAGGAUUCACUACUCACUACGCUACCGCUCCCAUCUCCCGUCUUGUUCCUCUCGACGCCCCCGAGGAAGAGCGCCAGGCGCUCUUCGCCAAGGGCUUCAAGGAAGAAGACUCGUAUGCCUGGUUCGUGCAGGACGACGCCACGGGCGAGUACGACGGCAUCGAAGAGAGCUGGGCGGUCUUGAAAGACUACAUCGCCAAAGAAGGACCAUUCGUCGGCGUUGUCGGCUUCUCGCAGGGCGCAGUGCUCGGCAGCAUGCUCGUCCACGAGAUGAGCAGGUUAGCGCCGACGCAGGACGGUUUCAAGUUUGCUGUCCUCGUCAGCGGAUUCCGCGCCCGGUGUCCGGGAUCUGAUGCGUGCUACCCGAUAACUAUCCCGACGAUGCACGUCAUGGGCCAGGCGGACUCGAUUGUGUCGAACGAGAAGAGUCAGACGCUUGUUGAUGCUUGCGUUGAGGACGGGCGCAAGGUCUUUGUCCACCCCGGUGGCCAUUUCGUGCCUUCUAACAGAGAGGCUGUUACUGCCAUUACUGGCUUUAUCAAGCAGGUCUUGAAGAUGGACUAG
Molecule: messenger RNA, 660 nt
Organism: Myxozyma melibiosi
Lineage: Eukaryota; Fungi; Ascomycota; Lipomycetes; Lipomycetales; Lipomycetaceae
Product: serine hydrolase FSH
Exons: 2
Coding region: 1-660 (219 amino acids)
Cellular component (GO): nucleus; cytoplasm
Molecular function (GO): hydrolase activity
Source: RefSeq, a predicted model, not a curated record